CGCCCGGGCGGAUGGACGAGCCGGCCACCGGCGCCCUGGUCGUGCGCAUCGGCAUCCCGGACCUCCAGCAGACGAAGUGUUUGCGGCUGAACCCUGAUGUCCCCAUCUGGGUCUCCAAGCAACGGAUCCUCUGUACCUUGAACCACAGCCUGAAGGACGUGUUGAACUAUGGCCUCUUCCAGCCAGCCUUCAACGGCAGGGCUGGCAAGUUCCUGGACGAGGAACGGCUGCUGAGGGAAUACCCCCUGAACCCGGACACGCCAGUCCCUUAUCUGGAGUUCCGGUACAAGAGGCGAGUGUACACCCACAGCCUGCUGGAUGACAAGCAGUUUGCCAAGUUACACACCAAGGCAAAUUUGAAGAAGUUUAUGGAGUAUGUGCAGACGCUGAAUGCAGAGAAGGUCAGCCGGCUGCUGGAGAAGGGACUGGACCCCAACUUCCACGAUCCGGACUCUGGAGAAUGCCCCCUGACGCUGGCUGUGCAGCUGGAGUACAGCGUCGAUGUUAUCAAGGCCCUGCGGAAUGGGGGGGCCCACCUGGACUUCCGGACGCGGGAGGGGAUGACGGCGCUCCACAAGGCAGUCCGGUGCCGGAACCACACCGCCCUGAUGACGCUGCUAGACCUGGGGGCCUCCACAGAUUACAAAGACAGCCGCGGAUUAACGCCUCUGUACCACAGUGCCAUGGUGGGAGGAGACCCCUACUGCUGCGAGCUGCUGCUGCACGACUACGCCAAGGUGGGCUGCAUGGAUGAGAAUGGCUGGCAGGAGAUCCACCAGGCCUGCCGCUACGGACACGUGCAGCACCUGGAACAUCUCCUCUUCUACGGAGCCGACAUGAGGUCGCAGAAUGCCUCGGGGAACACUGCCCUCCACGUCUGCGCUCUCUACAACCAGGAGAGCUGCGCUCGGGUGCUUCUGUUCCGUGGGGCCAGCAAGGAUAUCCGGAACUACAACAGCCAGACGGCAUUCCAGGUGGCCAUCAUUGCCGGGAAUUUUGAACUGGCCGAAAUCAUCAAAACUCACAAAGAGUCCGAUGUUGUGCCUUUUAGAGAAACUCCCAGCUACACGAAGAGGAGGCGUCUCAUCGGGGUGUGCGGCCUCUCCUCCCCCCGCCUGCUGCAGCGGUCCGCCAGCGACAACAACUUGAAGGCCGAGAGCCGCCCGUCCUACUCGCCGGUGCCCUCGCUCCGCAGCCUGCCCCAGCAGCUGCUGGCCCAGAUGCAGGAAGUGGCUGUCGGGGCAGGGGUGGGGGACAGUAGCCUGGUGAGCACGAGCGGCUCCCGGGGCCCCCACAGCCGCUCCCCGUCGCUGCAGCGCGUGCGGGAAGAGAAGGAGGCCGACGCCCACACCCUCCGGAGGAGCAGCCGCGGCAAGGCCAGCUGCCCCCUGCGGGGCUCGGAGAAGCGCCGGCGGCGGCUGGGCUCCGUCGUCUUGGCCGGCGUCGUGGCCUCGUGGCUGGGUAGUCCAGGUGGCACCACCUGGGUCGGUUUGGGGCGCAUGCUGGGCUGGGUGGGCUCCAGGCCCUCUGCGAAAAUGGACAACUCUCUGCUCUCUCUGGGACUCUGCAUCUCUACCAGUGGCGCCUGGGUCUCCAUUGGCAUGGCAACCUCGUGCGGUCUAACGGUGAUCCUCGGCUGGCAGGGCCCGCUGGAUGGUACAGCCCAGUGCGAUCCUUAUUCCACCUCUCUCCUGAACAGGGGUGUCAUUCAGCUGCAGGUAUUCUCAUUCACCCGCUUUGUCCCUAAAUGCCCGCGCGGGCCCGGGGGGGCGGCGUCGGGGGGCGCCGGGCCGGGGGGCGCGGAGGGGUCCCCUCCGGGCGCGCCGGCCCCGCCGCGGGGCCCGAAGAGGAAGCUGUACAGCGCCGUGCCCGGGCGCCGCUUCAUCGCCGUCAAGAGCCACGCGCCCCACGGCGACGGCGAGAUCCAGCUCAACCGCGGCGAGGCCGUCAAGGUGCUCAGUAUCGGAGAAGGAGGCUUCUGGGAAGGGACCGUGAAAGGGCGGACUGGCUGGUUCCCUGCAGAAUGUGUCGAAGAAGUGCAGAUGCGGCAGUAUGACCCACGGCAAGAGACCCGAGAAGACCGGACGAAGCGCCUCUUCCGACACUACACUGUAGGCUCCUAUGACAACUUCACAUCCCACAGUGACUACAUCAUCGAGGAGAAGGCGGCCGUCCUGCAGAAGAGGGAGCAUGAGGGCUUCGGCUUCGUCCUGCGAGGGGCCAAAGCGGAGACUCCGAUCGAGGAGUUCACCCCAACCCCUGCUUUCCCGGCGCUCCAGUACCUGGAAUCCGUGGAUGUGGAGGGUGUGGCCUGGCGAGCAGGACUUCGCACGGGAGACUUCCUGAUUGAGGUGAACGGCCUCAAUGUGGUGAAGGUGGGCCACAAGCAGGUGGUGUCGCUCAUCCGCCAAGGGGGGAACCACCUGGUGAUGAAAGUGGUCUCCGUCAGCCGCAAGCCAGAGUCGGAGGACAUUGUGCGGAAGAAAGCCCCGGCACCGCCCAAGAGGACCCCCAGCACCACACUGACGCUGCGCUCCAAGUCCAUGACUGCGGAGCUGGAAGAGCUGGCCUCGAUGCGGAGGAGGAAAGGGGAGAAGCUGGAUGAGAUUUUGGCAGCUGCUGAACCCUCGCUGAGAGCGGACAUCGUGGAAGCGGAUUCAAGGGCAGCCACCGUGAAGCAGCGGCCAACCAGCCGGCGCAUCACCCCUGCGGAGAUCAGUUCACUGUUUGAGCGGCAAGGGAUGGCAGGACACGCCGGGCCAGAGAAACCCCACAUUUCACUACGCAAAGGAAUUCCACGGACAAAAUCUGUAGGUGAAGAUGAGAAAUUUGCUGCCUCCAUAAUGGAUGGGAAAUUUCCCAGAAGCACCUCAAUGCAAGAUACUGUCAGAGAAGGGCCUGGCAUCCCACCCCCACCUCAGACCGCUCCGCCCCCUCCGCCUUCCCCCUAUUAUUUUGACACGGGCGCACCCCCCUCCUUCUCUCCCCCUCCACCCCCGGGAAGAGUCUACGACACAAUCCGCUCCAGCUUUAAGCCUGGCUUGGAGGCCAAACUCCACGGGCUGCCCCAGGUCAUCAGCGCGGCCGAGAUGUAUGACCAAGCGAGGACUUCCAUCCCCUACCCCGAAAGGCAAAAACGGGCCCGUUCCAUGAUCAUCCUCCAGGACUCCUCCCACAUCCCCGUGGAACCCUCCGACAUCCCCCGGCCCGGCCCCUCCGCCACGCCCCCCGAGAAGCUGAAGCGGAAGGGCCGGGUGGUCGACAACCCCUACGCCAACAUGGGCCAGUUCAACGUCAGCCUCUUCGCCCCCACCAAGCCCCAGAGGAAGAAGAGCCCUUUGGUGAAGCAGCUGCAGGUGGAGGACGCCCAGGAGCGGGCGGCGCUGUCCAUCGCGGGGGGCUUCGCACGGGAGCCCUCCCCCACCCGGCGCACCCACCGCCUGAGCGGCAUGGAGUACCAGUCGCAGGUGGACCCCGCCAGCCUCCCCUUCACCACCGCCAUCGCUGGAGUCAUGAAGGAGAGGGAGCGGCGCCUGGACGAGAAGCGGAAAUCCACUGUCUUCCUCUCCGUCGGGGCCAUCGAAGGGAGCCCCCCCACGAUAGAAAUGCCAUCUCUGCAGCAGUCGCGGUCCAUCGACGAGCGAUUGCUGGGGAGCCGGGAUGUGCUCCUGCCGUCGCCCGUCUCAGCUUUAAAGCCAUUGAUCAGCAGCUCCUCCUCGACGUUCAUCCACCCCCUCACCGGGAAACCCCUGGACCCCAACUCUCCACUGGCACUUGCGCUGGCCGCAAGGGAGCGGGCGCUUUCCACCCAGGUCCCCUCCAGGGUGCCCACCCCGAUCCACAGCCCGGACUCCGAUCGCGCCGCGCCCCUGUUUGUGGACAUCCAAACCAAAGAACAAGAGAGGGGGGAGCUGGAGGGCCUAAUUUCACCUGCGUAUUCACCCGGAGCCAAGGCGCCCACACCGGGCACCCUGACUCCCACACAAAGCCACUGGGGGAUACCAACAACUGUGAGGAAAGAGGGUGAGGCGCACGCAGAGACGCCUGUGAGGGAGGAGAAGAGAGCAGAGGACAAGAAAUCGAUGAUCAUCAGCAUAGUGGACACGUCCCAGCAGAAGACCGCAGGCCUCAUCAUGGUGCACGCAACCAGCAACGGCCAAGACCUGGGGCUGGAGAUGGAGGAGGAGGAGAAGCCACCCGUCCCCGAGGCAGGUCCACCGCCUGCUGCGGGGCCCGCCAUCGAGGCCCAGCCCAGCCCUGUGACGAAGGCUCCGGUCAGCCCCGUCUCGGACAAGGCUCUCGGACAAGGGAGUUCGGAAGAGGAAGUGGAGCCGUACACGGUCACACUGCCACCCGCUCAGCUGUCCUCGAGCGACGAGGAGACCAGGGAGGAGCUGGCCAAGAUUGGCCUGGUGCCUCCCCCGGAUGAGUUUGCGAACGGGGUCCUGGUCACCACCCCCGGCACACCUAUCAGCCAGCUGGCUGCUCCAGCAGUUGCCAUGCCAUCCAUGCCAGCGGCAGCAGUAGCACCUUCUACCACUGGUGGAACACCCUCAGGGAAGCCCUCUGAUGCCCCCACGGCCCCAGAGUCUGCCACGGACUCAGGAGUGGAAGAGGUGGACACCAGAAGUUCAAGUGACCAUCACCUGGAGACCACAAGCACCAUCUCCACCGUCUCCAGCAUGUCCACAUUGUCCUCAGAGAGCGGGGAGCCCAUGGACACGUACACUUCCUUUGCGGAUGGACAAACUUUUAUACUCGAGAAGCCGCCAGUGCCUCCAAAGCCGAAACUCAAGUCCCAGCUCAGCAAGGGGCCGGUUACUUUCAGGGACCCACUUUUGAAGCAGUCUUCGGACAGUGAGCUCAUCUCCCAGCAACACGCGGCCAUCCUGGCUUCUGCCAGCAUCGGCCGGCCACGCUACCUCUUUCAGCGAAGGUCCAAGCUGUGGGGGGACCCCCUGGACAGCAGGCCAAUCCACGGGGCUGAGGAAGACAAACCAACUGUGAUUAGCGAGCUGAGCUCUCGGCUGCAGCAGCUGAACAAGGACACACGCUCCUUGGGGGAGGAGCCCGCCGGGGGCGUGAUAGACCCUGGAAAGAAGUCCCCGGUGGGGGCAGCACGACUUUUCAGUAGUUUAGGAGAACUGAGCACCAUUUCCCAGCGGAGCUCCGGCACCACCUACACCGUGCGCCCCGGCAGCCGCUACCCUGUGACCCGCCGCACCCCCAGCCCGGUGAAGCCGACCCUGGACCGGACCGACCCCCUCAGCACCGUGCGGCCCUACGGGCUCACCCCGCCCACCAUCCUCAAAUCUUCCAGCCUCUCCAUCCCGCAUGAGCCCAAGGAGGUGCGCUUUGUGGUGAGGAGCGUCAGCGCCCGGAGCCGCUCCCCGUCGCCCUCGCCCUCCCCGGGGGGCCCCCUGCACACCCUCCACCCGCCUCGUCCCUUCAUGCAGAAGCCCCUCCACCUGUGGAACAAAUACGAUGUGGGGGACUGGCUAGAGAGCAUUAACCUGGUCGAGCACCGGGACAAGUUUGAGGACAACGAGAUCGAGGGCACCCACCUGCCCGCCCUGACCAAGGAGGACUUUGUGGAGCUGGGGGUGACGCGGGUGGGGCACCGCAUGAACAUUGAGCGGGCACUCAAGCAGCUGGUCGACAGCUGACCGUCCUGGGCGUCCCGGGCCUCUCCCGGGGCCGGCUCGCUAGCAGG
Molecule: messenger RNA, 5713 nt
Organism: Euleptes europaea (tarantolino)
Lineage: Eukaryota; Metazoa; Chordata; Lepidosauria; Squamata; Sphaerodactylidae
Gene: SHANK3
Product: SH3 and multiple ankyrin repeat domains 3
Exons: 25
Coding region: 12-5666 (1884 amino acids)
Cellular component (GO): dendritic spine; postsynaptic membrane; postsynaptic density
Molecular function (GO): ionotropic glutamate receptor binding; synaptic receptor adaptor activity
Source: RefSeq, a predicted model, not a curated record